AUGGCUAAGUUGACAAGGCAACCAAACUUUACAGAGGCUGAAGUGCUGAGAUUGACAGAAGAAUAUGAAAAGGAAUUUGAUUUGCUUGUUUCCAAAUUCGGGCCGAACGUCACAUCUCAGAAAAAGGCCCAGGCAUGGGUUCAAAUCACAGAAGCAAUGAACGCACGCAAUCCAUCGGUUGUGCGGACGAAAUCUCAGUUGCUGAAGAAGUGGCAGAACAUGUGCAGCAACAUAAAAGAUCAAUACCGGAAACAUCGAAAGGAGAGUGCAAAAACAGGUGGUGGACCUCCGCCAGACCAACCGACUCAGUUAUCACAGAAGAUAGCAUCAAUUAUAGGCGAGAAUGAUCCUACGGUGUAUGGAAUUGAUGGUGGCAUGGAUAAUUUAGUUCCAAUUGCAAGUCCAAGUACAAGUCUUUCAACAUGUUCAAGUGUUGGAGAUAUCCCUGAUAAAGUCGUGGUAGCUAGGAAGUUCCCGAGGCAACCAAGUCAAGCAGCAUCAACCUUCCCCAUGUACAAAUCAGCGUACAGUGCAGCAGCAUCAUUACCGAGUCCCUCUCCUGCCAUCGAUGAUGAUAAUCUGGAACCACCGAAGAAAAAGAAGAAAAGUGAGGAAUCAAGUGAACUGUUUGGAUUGCAAAAGGAGUUGCUCUUUCUGGAGAAAGAAUGA
This is a messenger RNA of Lineus longissimus, 669 nucleotides long. RefSeq lists its product as uncharacterized. The transcript is spliced from 2 exons. The record is from RefSeq and is a predicted model, not a curated record. Gene Ontology annotation, cellular component: nucleus. Lineage: Eukaryota; Metazoa; Nemertea; Pilidiophora; Heteronemertea; Lineidae. The coding region runs from base 1 to 669 and encodes 222 amino acids.